GGGGGUGUGUGCCGGACGCGGAUCCCCCUCGCCGGGCCCUUGUCGGCCCCUUCCCGGCGGCUCCUCCGUACCUGUGGCGGCCGCGGCCAUGGCGCUGCGGGCGGGGGGACGGGGCUGCUGAGCGGAGGUCGGGGCGCGGCCCCGCUGUGGCGGAGCGAGAAUGAUGAAGUCCUCUGUCCACGCAGAAGAAGAUGACUUUGUUCCAGAGCUGCAGAGGAGCAUCCACCCCAGAGAGAGGCCGGACUGGGAGGAGACACUCAGCGCCAUGGCCAGAGGUGCCGACAUUCCGGACAUCCCGGGGGAAUUGCCGCUCAGGUCCUGCGGCAGCACAGCCAGCAUGAAAGUGAAGAAUGUUAAAAAGUUAUCCUUUACAAAGGGGCACUUCCCGAAGAUGGCCGAGUGUGCACAUUUCCACUAUGAAAACGUGGACUUUGGCAACAUACAGCUCUCGCUCCCAGAGGAACAGAACGAAGUGACAAGGAAUGGCUGUGACUCCAAGGAACUGGUGUACCUGGUGCAGAUCUCCUGUCAGGGCAGGAGCUGGAUCGUGAAGAGGAGCUAUGAGGAUUUCCGUGUGCUGGACAAACACCUCCACCUGUGCAUCUACGACCGCCGCUUCUCGCAGCUGGCCGAGCUGCCCCGCUCCGAUGCCCUGAAGGACAGCCCCGAGCUGGUCACCCAGAUGCUGAUGGCUUACCUGGCUCGGCUCUCCAACAUCGCAGGCAACAAGAUCAACUGUGGCCCUGCCCUCACAUGGAUGGAGAUUGAUAACAAGGGGAAUCACCUGCUGGUCCAUGAGGAAUCGUCCAUUAACGUCCCUGCUAUUGCUGCUGCCCAUGUCAUUAAGAGAUACAUUGCUCAAGCAGCCGAUGAACUGUCCUUUGAGGUGGGGGACAUCGUGUCUGUCAUUGACAUGCCACCAAAGGAGCUGACCUCGUGGUGGAGAGGAAAACAUGGGUUCCAGGUUGGAUUCUUUCCCAGUGAAUGUGUUGAACUCAUCAACGACAAAGUCCCUCAGUCCGUGACCAAUUCGGUGCCAAAGCCAGUGUCAAAGAAGCACGGGAAGCUUAUCACCUUCCUCCGGACAUUCAUGAAGUCACGCCCAACGAAGCAGAAACUGAAACAGCGGGGGAUCCUCAAGGAAAGGGUGUUUGGCUGUGACCUGGGGGAGCACCUGCUCAACUCUGGCCAUGAUGUGCCCCAGGUCCUCAAGAGCUGCACUGAGUUCAUCGAGAAGCACGGCAUUGUGGAUGGGAUAUACCGGCUUUCUGGGAUCGCCUCCAACAUCCAGAAACUCCGCCACGAGUUUGACUCAGAGCAGAUUCCUGACCUGACCAAGGACAUUUACAUCCAGGACAUCCACUGUGUGGGCUCCCUGUGCAAGCUGUACUUCCGUGAGCUCCCCAACCCCCUGCUCACCUACCAGCUCUACGAGAAGUUCUCAGAUGCUGUUUCUGCUGCUACAGAUGAGGAGAGGCUGGUUAAGAUCCACGAUGUGAUCCAGCAGCUGCCCCCUCCCCACUACAGGACACUGGAGUUCCUAAUGAGACACUUGGCUCGUCUGGCUGAUUAUUGCUCCAUCACAAAUAUGCACACCAAGAACUUGGCCAUUGUCUGGGCUCCAAACCUCCUCAGGUCCAAGCAGAUCGAGUCUGCCUGCUUCAGCGGCACUGCCGCCUUCAUGGAGGUGCGGAUCCAGUCGGUGGUGGUGGAGUUCAUCCUGAACCACGUGGAUGUGCUCUUCAGCUCCAAGCUCAGCUCCGUCAUCCGCGACGGGGCAGGGCACAGCUCUUUAUCCCGGCCCAAGUCUCUGCUGGUGUCCUCCCCCUCCACAAAGCUGCUCACACUGGAGGAGGCUCAGGCACGGACACAGGCCCAGAUCAACUCUCCCAUUGUGGCAGACAGCAAGUACAUCGAAGUGGGAGAAGGCCCAGCAGCUUUGCAAGGGAAAUUCCACACAGUCAUUGACUUCCCUUCUGAAAGGAAAAGGCCUCCAAGCAAGAUGAAGAAGUCUCCAGUGGGGAGCUGGCGUUCCUUCUUCAACCUGGGAAAAUCCUCCUCUGUGUCCAAGCGCAAACUGCAGCGCAACCCCAGUGAGCCCUCGGAAAUGAAAGCCAUAGCCCUGGCAGGAGGACGAGGAGACAGCGGGACGCUCCGCUCAGCCAAGAGUGAAGAGUCCCUCACCUCUCUGCAUGCUGUGGAUGGUGAAUCCAAACUGUUUCGGCCCAGAAGGCCCAGGUCCAGCAGCGAUGCCCUGUCUGCCUCCUUCAAUGGGGAUCUCCUGGGGAACAUGAACCGCUGCAACUCCUAUGACAACCUCCCCCAUGAUGACAGUGACGGGGACGAGGGGCUCAUCCACGUCCCUGCCCUCAUCUCGCCUCGCUCCUCGGAGGAUGUGGACCUCAGCCCACCGGACAUCGGUGUCGCCAGCCUGGACUUCGACCCCAUGUCCUUCCAAUGCAGCCCCCCCCAGGCAGAGUCCGAGUGCCUGGACAGCAGCACCUCCCUGAUGGAGUCCAUCGAUACUAAUAAGGAGAAGCCAAGCCUGCUCAAGAAGGAUUUAGAAUCAGGCAGCCAGUCCCAGACCCCAGGCAGUGCCACAAGCUCUGAGCCAGUGUCCCCUUUCCAGGAGAAGAUGAGUCCCUUCUUUACACUGGACCUGAGCCCCACAGAAGAGCAGCCCUGCAAACCCCCCAGCUUCUCGCCCAAGACAGCCCGAAAACCCAUCAAAUCUCCACCACUGAGCACAGAACCCACCUCCUUUGUGCUGCCCAGCCGUGUGCCAGAGGCCAUGGGAGGAGUGCCCACCAUAUCCAGGAACUCCUCUGCUUCCAGCUGGAGCAAAGAGAUUGGCAUCACUGAGAUCACAAACAGGUCCCCAACUCAGAUGUCCUUGCCCCUGAAAAACAGUGAAACAGGAACAGGGGAAGGAGCCCACCAAGAGCUGCAGCAUCCCCAGCUAGUGGCUGCUUGCAAAGCAGAGUUUCCAGAAGAAGGGGAGAGAGCCAUGCCAAGCAGUCAGACUAAGACUGUACCCAGUGGACACACCCAGCCAGGAGCAGUUGCCCUCGACUCCCCCCAGGAUCCUGUUCCUGUCAGUUCUGUGUCUCUUAUCCCUCCUCCUCCUCCGAAAAACGCAGCGCGCAUGCUGGCCCUAGCGUUAGCCGAGUCCGCACAGCAAGCAUCCGCCCAGUCCCACAAAAGGCCAGGAGAUGCUCAUGCUGAAAGCACAAAUUAUGGAGAGGCUGAAGCUGGCACAGCUUUAGAAAAACUCCAUCUCUCUGCGGGUGCUCCCGACAAGCUCCACCUGUUCACUGCUCUGCCCGAGAACCGCCUGCACUUCCAGCCCGGGGCACCUUUAGAGCAGGACUGCCAAGCCGGGGAGCAGAACCACCCGCCCGGCGCACCUGGAGGCCAGGAGGCCCCACCUCUCCACACGGGCGUGCCCGGGGACACGCCUGGCAGCAGGGAUGUGGAGCAGGAGCAGUGCAGCUUCCACCCCGGCAGAGCGGGGGACAAGGAGCCCUUGGCAGCCCUCGCGGGGGACUGGGAGCACGCGGCCCUCCACGGCCCAGGGCCGCUGCCGGAGCAGGAGCUGCCCGGCACGGACGCGGCUGUGGAGCAGCCCCAGCUGCGCGUGGGCCCGGCUGGGGACAGGCUGAACGCUCCCUGCACGGCCGAGGACAAGCUGCAGUCUCCCUCCGUGGCUCCAGCCGGGGACAAGGGUGCUCCGGCCGCGGUGCCGUACCUGAGCACCCUCCCCAGCACGGCCGCCGAGCCCCGCGCCCCGCCCGGGGCCGCCCCCCAGGCAGAUGGCACCGUCCCGCGCACGGUCACGGCCCCAGCACAGAGACAGGAGCACCAGGCAGCCGUGGGACAGGUGCCAGCGGCCAAAGCACCCAGCGGCUCUGGGCAGAUGUGGAGCACUGCUGCACCUGAAAAGCCUCCGGAGUCCACACCUGGCUUUGUCUCUGAGAGCAGUUCCAGUGCCCGUGGCUCCUCUUCCAUGCCCAUAGGCCACCAGAGCCACCUGGAAAAGCCUCGAGAGAGCAUGAGGGCUCCCCCGCUGCACCUGCGCUCCGAGUCAGUCCCUGCUCCCUCCUCCUACAGCUUCACCCCGCCCGUGCCACCCGUGAGGACGCUGGAGAGCAAGAUCGCGGCGGCCAUGCACUCUAACAACACGGACACCAUCAACAACUCCAACUACCACUCCUUCCUGGCCUCCUCUAUGCUGGCCUCUUCUGUGGAGGAGGCGCUGCUGCCGCCGCCACCGCCGCCUCCUCCCAAGCACUCGUCCAUGCAGCCGGUGUACGUGCCGCACCCCAAGCCGGAGAGCCUUCCCGAGCCCGUGGGGCCUGACAGCUACCCACACGCCAAGCACCAGUACCGGCCUGAGAGUGUCCCUGCCCACGGCUACCACAGCAAGGUCGAGCAGCACCAGCCCUACCCGCCCCGCCCGGAGCCACCCGUGGCCGCAGGCGCACGCUACGGCUCCUACGGCACGCAGGGCAAGGGCUCUGCUACGGGCCUGCACCCCAAGCCCCGCGGCCGCACUGACUUCGUGUCCUCUGUGAGCCCCACGGGGCUGCGGGGCACCGGCUACGCCGAGGAGGCCCCCCCGUACCCCACCAUCCGCAGGGUGCAGUCGCUGCACGUGCCCAGCCCGGCCGCCGCCGCCGCCAUCCGCUCCGUGCCCAUCUCCCGCACGGAGGUGCCCCCGGACGACGAGCCCAUGUACUGCCCGCGCCCCCUGUACCAGUACAAGCCGUAUCAGCCCCACUCUGACUACCACGUCACGCAGCUCCAGCCUUACUUUGAGAACGGGCGGGUCCAUUAUCGCUACAGUCCCUACUCCAGCUCCUCCGGCUCCCCCUACUACGCCGCGGCCGACGGGAGCUUCUAUGACCUGGAUCCCUACAGCACCGUGCGGGUCCGGCCCUUUCACGGCCUGCCCAGCCGCGAGUUCGGCCCCUACGCGUCCCGGCUGCAGGGCAAGGGGCUGUACCGCUACCCCAGCCUGGCUGCCUACCCCCGGGCAGGGCUCAUCAAUCACCUGGGCAAAGAGCACAGCUUCGUGAGCAGGGACGUGCCCCCCGCUCCGGACAUCAAGCACAUGUACAUGUCCUGGGACCUGGAGGACAUGGAGAAGUACCGCAUGCAGUCCAUCCGCCGCGAGAGCCGCACGCGCCAGAAGGUCAAAGGGCCCCUCAUGUCCCAGUAUGACAACGUGGCCCCGCUGCUGCAGGACGAGCUGGGGGGUCUUGACGCCAUCCACCUGCGCAGCAAAUCGGAUCCUGGCAAGAGCGGCCUGCUCACGGUGGCAGAAGGGAAGGAGGGCAGGUACCCAGCCAAGGCAGCCACACCCGAAGGGGAUGAGCGUUACUACGGGCAGCACACGGAGCCUGAGCUGGACAGAGCCCACUACCACGGCGGGGGCUAUGGGAACGGGCAGCCGGAGAAGCCGUCCCUGCCCCAGAAGCAGAGCAGCAUCCGGAACAGGAAGAUGCACGAGCCAGGUGGCGGUAGCAGCGAGCACAGGACGCAUUUGCAGCAGGAAGCGAACCACAGGCAGCCUUCCGAACCCAAAAAUGGGCCCCCCUACCCUGAGUACAGGCCCAAGGGUGGCCCGGAGCCCUCUGAGCCCAUGGGCUACCAGCACUCGGGCAGCAAGUACAUCCCAGCCAGCCAGGAGACGCUGAGGCUGAACCACAAGGAGGGGAGGCUGGCAGAGGACAGGCCAGACCUGGAGAGGCCCCGAGGCAGAGCGCCCAUGGAGAAGCACUCCAGAGACUGCUACAAGGAGGAGGAACACGCUGCCCCUCCUGUGGCACCACCACCCAAGCCCGAGCGGAGCCACAGCCUCCGGAUGCGGGAGCACCCCGAGCCCAUGGAGAGGGACUCUGCCCUGCUGUACCCCUACCAAACCCUGGGCAAGCGCCAAAGCACGAUGACUGUGGUGUCCCAGUACGAUAACCUGGAGGAUUACCAUACCCUGCCUCAGCACCAAAGAGGGGGCUAUGCUGGGGCAGGGGGCUUCGUGCCCCCCGGCUUCCCCCACGUGCACAGCAGAACUUACGCCACGGCACUGGGGCAGGGAGCCUUCCUCCCCACAGAGCUGUGUUUGCAGAGGCCUGAGACAGAGGUGCAUGUCGAGUGAGCUGGGGGGGAUGAGGGAUAGAGUCUAAGCAGCCUCUGCUGGACAGUGGACUGUUUUAUUUUUUCAGUGAUGGAAAAAACCUCCCCAACCCUGCCCCAGUGAGCAAAGAAAAUCCCCCCCAGCCCUCCCCCAGCCCCCACUCACUGUUUUUAUGUAGUAGAGCUAUAGAUUUUCAUGUAGUUUUGAGCCACCUGGGAGGACAGGGCAGGCUGUUGGCGCACAGGUUUUGCCAGAGGCUGGGUAGGGCUGACACAGAUGCUGUUGGGGCAGGGAGGGAAGGAGUUUUCCCUUCCCAGAUGUGACAGUGCUGCUCCUCUCCACACCCAUGGUCCCAUGUGUGAUGGGCUGUGCACAAUGGGCUGUGCCUGCAGCUCUGUGCUGCUGCAAGCUGCCCACUCCAGGCUGCUUCCCAGGAAAGGGCUGUGGAGGAACCUCGGAGUUCAGCCCCUCAGAGUUACACAGAGAGUGGGGCUGGGGGAGGGCUCCCCAGGGCUCCUCUCCUUGCUGAGGCCCUGCCUGUCCUGUGGGUGUAGUGCACCCACUGCAGCUGCUCUCAGCUGGCUGGGGGCCUGUUUUCACUUAAAGCCUGUGGAAUAGGCUCCGAAGCCAGCUCAGAACAUGACACGCUCGUUACAUUUCUUGCUAUUUAACAAUCUGCUUCUGCCUACAAGCAGUCCAUUUCCUUCACAUUUCUCUGUUGUAAGCAGAGGCCAGCUGUGGGAGCCAUGUAGGGCAGGUUUGCAUUUCUCACACCAAAAGAAAUAAAAUACAAAACUACACCGAACCCUGCCCCCAGAGCUGGGAACAGCACACCCGUUCCAUGCCAGUCUUUCCUCUUUGCUGCAAGGAUAUCUGUGGCCCAGAUGAGCUCAUUUCAUCCUGUGGCUGGCAACACUCUGUCAUCUCACUGCAAAAAAUACUAGAAAAAUAGAUUUUUAAGAAUUCUAUAGCACUAUGUACAUCAGGGCCUACCUUGCCAGCUGUGUAUGACAAGCUGCAUGAGCAGCUGCCCUGGGCCAGGUGCUGCAGCAAUUCCAUCAGGGAGUGCUCCUGCUGAGCUUAAGCUGGAGGUCUCCAGAUUCUCUGCAGCCCCUGAGUUCCAGGCUGGGCAGAGAUCCCUGUGGAGUUGUGGCACACAGGGAGCUGUCAUGUGCCCAGGUGCAGCUCCCCCAGUACUCAGUGAGUAGGGACAGAAGGCCAGUGCCCUCUAAAAUACACCAAAAACAGUGUCCAAGCUGUUGAAAAACUGAUAUUGUGAAAACAACCUGGCAGUCCCUCGUGCUGCCUCUCAGACUCCCCAGAACUCACACCCCCUGUACAAAUAAAGCACACCCAUUCCAUUAGGUAGGGCUUGCAAGCAAUACUGGAGAUUUAGCAGUUUUUAAAUGUUCACUGAUAAAUUCCAAGGCCAUUCCUGUUCCGUGUGGUUGAAUAACUUCUCUACCUGUUUUGAAUCUUUAAUGUUUUAUGAAAAACCUGGAAGUCCUGCAGUUAGUACAUGGCUGCUAGGUGGGGUUUCUUGAACAAAAAGUUUCAUGGCUAUUUUUGGACUUUUAAAUCCUAAGGAAAACCUGCUUCUAGUUGCUGACUACUCUGUAGCUGUUUGCUUCUUUUAACCUUGGAGCCUUGUCUGGGGCUGUUUCAGUAACUACCUUCUGGUUCUAUUUUAUUGUGCAAUGCUGGUGUUUUAAGCAUUUUGUUUAGAAGAGUUCUCACAUGUUACGGAACAAAGUCUGCCAGUAAGAGAAAAGGAAGAAUGAAAAAAAAAAAAAAGAAAAAAGCAGCACUGUGAUCCAGGUUACCACAAUCUCCUUGUGAGGAAUUCCCAGGUAGAGGGGUUGGGGUUUUUGGUGAGGGAAUGCUUUUUGUAAUGUUUUCUUUUAAGGAAAACUGACAGAACUGCACAGAAAGAGGCCAUUGGGUGAGCCACCCUGUCUCCACUGGCAGUAAUUCCCAAGAAAGGCUGAGCUGCCCCGCUUCCUCGGGAGCCAGGCUGGAUUAUCUGUGUUCCCAGCAGAACUGUGAUGUGCCAGGGCCAGGACCAGCCUCAGCCCCUGAUUACCUGCCAGGUCUCCGGUUGAAGCAGGGACAAGUGUUUGCUUCAGGCUAUUUGGGAUUCAGGUAAUGAGAGCUGCAGGUCCAACCUCUCUCUCCAUGAAAGCCUUAACUCUCCCUAUGCCCCGCAGCCUCCCCCUCCCUCUGCCUGGGCCUUACGUCAGCCAGGACUAUCCUGCCACUAUGAGGAGCUGGUCCCAGCUCCUGUUAAUUGUAAACGCCUCUGGAUUUUCCUGCUCGAAGCCACUGUCUCCCUGUAGAGCCCAAGUGCCAUCCCUGGACAGCCUCUGCUCCUCAGUGCUGUGCUGCUCCCACAGAGCCGGGCUCUCCCUGCAUUGUGUGAAGUGCCAGGUGCGAAGCACCCGCUCAUCCCAUGGGAAACAAACCCUUCAGCACCUUUCCCAAAGGGCUUCUGGAAGUGCACACCUGUACCCCUAACCCAGAGGGCUGCUGCAAACAGCCUUUUGGGAAUGAGAGGAAGAAGACAGCAGAGCAGUGACUCCCAGCCAUCUCCCCUUCGGCUCGCAGCCACAGCCAGCUGUGCUCCAAGGGUGGGAGCUCUCCAAGAACCCAUGUCCAGCACUGCUGAGCCACAGUACAGAAUUAAAAAAGGUGAAAGCACCAGCUUUUCCCAAGUAACAUAGACCAACACCUUUGUUUUAUCGUGUGUCCUGCCCAUGGCUUCAGCAGCAUCCUGCAUGAUCCCGCCCUGCCAAGCCAUACAGUGAACUAUGCAGUCCUGUUCCUGCUCCUGCUCUGGGCUCAGUCUGCGGGUCCUACAGAGUUUUACGUUCUCAUUAACCCCAAAAUUCAUAGGUGAGGUUGGAAAGGGUGUCAUGCAUCAGAGUGAGGCAGGUAGGUGACACCAGGAGUCUAAGGUGGGUGAGCUGGAGGAUGGUGACAGCCCAGUCCUGUGUCCCAGAGGGAAGAGAACAGGGGGACAGCAACACAAAUAAUCCUCAAAUCCAAGUUUGGUUGUGCUCAGGCUCAGUAAUUCCUUGCCUAACCACAUCCCCACGAGGUGACAGCAGCUCUGUUCCUCAGCAGUUCCCUCACAUGGGCACUGUCUGCAUCGUCAGGUGUCACUCCCUCUGUUUCCAGACGAGGGUCUCCCAGUGCAUGCAGGAAUGGAGCUCCAGGAGUGUGCUCCAGCUCUGGAUUUUCACCUCUGCUUUGGAGCAGGAUGUGACCCACAGGAGACCUUCCUUGGGAAGGGCAGUGCAGUCAUAGGUGAGUAAUGAGGACUUGGCCCCUAUGAAGUCUUACGUAAAGCAUUAAUUUCUGAUUUUUGCAGAGUCUUAUCAGGUGAUAUCUAUAUGCAUCUCUGAGAACACCCCCACAACUUUGUGCCUAUGUCUUUGCAGUGAUCCCCCUCCCCUGCUCACCGCUGGGGGGAUCAGUGAGGAUUGCACAGUGGUAGUAAGUUGCUACACAAAACCAAAACCGACUUGAAAACGUCCUGUUCCUCUUUGACCCCAGAAGGGACAGAACCUCAAGUGUGCUCUGCCAUCCCCCAGGCUGGUGACAGGGCAUUGACUCGAGUGGUGUGUUAAAUGUCAGGAAAUCUGGGUGAGAAAUUGUUUUCCUUCCCUUUGUUGUGGCGGCUUAGGCAUGUUCCUGUUUCCCCAGAGCCCCAGAUCCCACGUGAAAGGCAUGGUGUGGUGUGAGCCAGCACCACAGCUCCUCGUGUGCAGAGUCUUGCCUUGUCCAGCUGGGGAGAGGGAGGGGGGGAGAAAAGGGUUGUUUUGCCAUUCAUUUUCCUGCUGUAGAAGACUUGAUUUUUCUUUCCCUGAGCCGCAUGAGAGGAACAUCCCAGGAAGUCUUGGGUUACCUUUGGAGUUCCCUUCACUUUAAUUUAUAGAGUGUCUUUUUUUGUGAACUGGUGUAAAAUGUAUAUGCCGACAAGCUCAUGUAUUUUUAUGUAAAUAUUUUUUGUGGUUUCCCCACUUGCCCUUCUCUGUAAAUAUUUAGAAUUCUCAUAUUCUUCUCACCCUGUAUGAUGCAGAUGUGGUUUUGUUUCUGUUUUUUAUUUGUACUGUAAUGCAACAAUCCAGACUGAGGUGUCUUGUGGUAUUAAACAAAAGCAACAGUCCCACUGAGCUCACACUCAGAUGUGCAACUUGACAGCAUUAAUCAAGCCAGGUUAAAAAC
Molecule: messenger RNA, 10363 nt
Organism: Poecile atricapillus (Black-capped chickadee)
Lineage: Eukaryota; Metazoa; Chordata; Aves; Passeriformes; Paridae
Gene: ARHGAP32
Product: Rho GTPase activating protein 32
Exons: 22
Coding region: 161-6157 (1998 amino acids)
Biological process (GO): small GTPase-mediated signal transduction
Cellular component (GO): cell cortex; Golgi apparatus; nucleoplasm
Molecular function (GO): phosphatidylinositol phosphate binding; protein binding; GTPase activator activity
Source: RefSeq, a predicted model, not a curated record